AUGGAUGAGUUAAUUCAACAGGACCAUCUCAUGGAAGAUGAAUUCAUCGAACAACAAAUCAACCAAGAAGAGUAUCAAGGGUCAUCUGAUUCAGACCAUGAACAAGAGCAAUAUCAUGAAGGUAAUGAUGCUGAUGGGUAUGAUGCAGAUGAUGAUGCAAACCAAGAAGAGCUACAACAAAAUUGCAGACCAACAAGAGAGAUGACAGUAGAACAGAAAAGAGCAAUUGUUGAGGAGAUUAUGUUGCACAUGGAGGGGGACUCACUGCCAAGAGGCUUUUUAGCCAAUUUGGCAAGAAAAUAUUCAGUGCACAAAUCUACAACAACAAGAUGGUUUCAGGUAAUAAAACAUUCUCUAGCUCAAGGUAUUGUUGUUGAUGUUAAUACAAAAAAAUUAGGCAGGACAGGACGCAAAGCAAAACAAUACACAGAUGAGUUUAUGACAUCUGUACCAUUGUACAAAAGAACAACUGAAAGGGGAUAUGCUGGUGCACUGAAAAUACCCAAAACAGCAUUGCAUAGGCUAAGGCAGCAAGGCAGGCUGAGAACACACACAAGCACAAAUCACCGAGCAUUGACAGAGAAGCACAAAGUGGCAAGACUUAAAUGGGUUUUAAGUUUAAUAAAUCAUGUUCCAGCAAUUGGGGACCCAACAUUUAGUGAUAUGCAGCAAUGGAUACAUUUAGAUGAGAAAUGGUUCUACAUCAAUCCAGAAACAAGAACCUUUACCUACUUCCAACAGAAGAUGAUCCAUACAAGGCUCAACAAUCAAGGAGGCCUUUUUCCUUUUGUAAAGUAUGAAAGAGCCAAAAAGAAAAGCAAGAACAGAGAUGCAGGGACUCUAGAGACAAAGGCAAUUCAAAGUGUCACAAAAGAAUGCAUAAGGGAGAUGCUGCUAACACAUGUUAUCCCAACAAUCUAUGAAAAAUGGCCACAGCAGUUACCAAAGGACAUAAUCAUCCAAUGGGAUAAUGCUAGGCCUCAUCAGGUACCAAAGGAUGAAGAAUUUCAAGCAGCUUGUCAUGCACAUGGAUUCAACAUUCAAUUCAUAUUCCAACCAUCUCAGUCACCAGAAACAAAUGUUUUAGAUUUAGGGUUGUUUAGUGUCAUUCAAUCAUUACAAUAUCAAUCUUUUCCAAGGAAUCUAGAUGACUUAAUCAAGGAAGUGGCUAGAGCAUUUCAAGAAUUUGAUCCUAUACUAAAUAAGUACACAUGGAUCACACUUCAAUCAUGCCUUAUUAAGAUUCUGGAAAAGCAAGGGGGUAAUAACUUCUCUCCCCCACACACGAAGAAGAGAAGCUUGGACAGCCAAGGACUAUUACCACAACUACUUGAAGUAGACAGGGAUCUAAUAGGUCAAGUUGUCCAUUUUUUGGACACAGUCACAAUUACAGGAGAUGAUGAAGGGAACAUGGAAGUAGAUGCAGACUGA
Chenopodium quinoa (quinoa) is the source of this 1431-nucleotide messenger RNA. RefSeq lists its product as uncharacterized. The transcript has 2 exons. Gene Ontology annotation, molecular function: nucleic acid binding. NCBI's taxonomy places the organism in Eukaryota, Viridiplantae, Streptophyta, Magnoliopsida, Caryophyllales, Amaranthaceae. The coding region runs from base 1 to 1431 and encodes 476 amino acids. The record is from RefSeq and is a predicted model, not a curated record.